AUGGCUCAAGCUUUGGAACAUCAGCCUAAUGUUCGUGAGAAUGCUGCUUCUCGUAAUUUGACUACCUUCCAAAGGGAUAAUUCACAUGUGUUCAAGGGAAAUCAUGAUUCUGAUGGCAGACUCUUCAGAGGUUGGAGGCUAAUGGAGAAGAGAUCACUUGAGUUAAGGAAAUGGAAUAAGUCAGUUAUGGAGUAUGCUGCUAAGUUUGGAGAGUUGGCUAAGUUUUACCAACACUAUGAUGGAUCAACUGGUGAGUUCUCGAAGUGUAACAAGUUUGAGAAUGGAUUGCGCCCGAAAAUUAAGAAGACGAUUAGUUACCAGAAGAUUCGUGUCUUUGCUGAUUUGGUUGAUAGUUUCCGGAUUUAUGAGGAAGACAACAAUGCUCAUUAUCAAGUUAUUAGUGAGAAGUGGGGCAAGAGUCAACAAGACCGUGGCAAGCCUUAUGAUGCUCCAGUAGGAAAGGGGAAGCAGAAAGCUAUUGAGUACAAGAUUACUAGUGGGGGAGAUGCACCUGCUGGUAUUACGUGCUUCAAAUGUGGCAAAGUUGGCCAUAAGAGCACCGUGUGUACUGCUGAUGCCAUGAGGUGUUACCGUUGUGGUGAGAUUGGACAUAUGACACCUGCUUGCAAGCACAAGCAAAUGGUUUGUUUCAACUGUGGUGAAGAAGGCCAUAUUGGAAGCAAGUGUCGGAAGCCUAAGAAGGAGCAAACUAGUGGAUAG
Messenger RNA from Vicia villosa (hairy vetch), 720 nucleotides. RefSeq lists its product as uncharacterized. Gene Ontology annotation, biological process: positive regulation of cytoplasmic translation. Lineage: Eukaryota; Viridiplantae; Streptophyta; Magnoliopsida; Fabales; Fabaceae. The record is from RefSeq and is a predicted model, not a curated record. Gene Ontology annotation, molecular function: zinc ion binding; translation regulator activity; mRNA binding. The coding region runs from base 1 to 720 and encodes 239 amino acids. Gene Ontology annotation, cellular component: cytoplasm. The transcript is spliced from 2 exons.